Paramuricea clavata is the source of this 2851-nucleotide messenger RNA. NCBI's taxonomy places the organism in Eukaryota, Metazoa, Cnidaria, Anthozoa, Malacalcyonacea, Plexauridae. The record is from the annotation of a GenBank genome assembly.
AUGAAGUUUUGGUUUGUUGUAGUUUGGUCAAUCGCGGCUGGCAUUCAUUGUGACUGCGUUGAGGAAAGUAAGUUUUUCAACUUUUUUAUUACAACGUACUAAACUAAUUAAAGUAUAUACACUAUACAAUUAAUAUGAUUGUACUAUUCAGCGGGGUACAUUAUAAUAUAACAUCAAGUAAAUGAUCAGAAAAGAUAUAAACACCAGGACCACGGUUUAAUAUCUGAAAAAUAUUUGUACGCCAAGACUAUCCAUGAAUAACAAUGUAGUACAAUGAAUUUGUAGGGGAGUCCGGGGGUAUGCUUCUAUGACUAUGGGAAACUUUUAAAAUCUGGAGUCGGAAGAGUGCCUUUUUUCAGCAAUUUGGUGGCUAUUUUACAUUGUUUUAAUUUUGAAUCAUCAUUUAUCCCCCUCCAAUAAGGCCCCCUCAAAGUACCUGAAAGUAAAAACAAUAAGCGGUCUCGGGACUUUAUAAUAGAGAGAUUACGGAAGGUAUAGUUUUACAAAGGUUGAUUUCAAAGUGGAUAGAGAUAUCUGACCUUCGUACAACAGGUCGCAUGCAGGUAUUUACACUUGAAACUAAAAGAUGGCGAGAAAUUCAGUUUAUAAAAUUUAUCUGAUCGAUAUAAUCAAGUACUACUUAUAUUAUACUGGGAUUCAACCUAGACCUAUAUAUCGGUUAAUUUGCGAACGUAUUCGGCAAUCGCGAAAAAGUUCAAUCAUACUGAUCAGUUAUUGCAUUGCGUCCAAUUCAGUCAAUUCACGAAAGAGUUUAUUUAAGAGCUUCUGCAGGUUAUUUAUUAUUAACGUUCUUGUGUGAUAAUCAUUAUUAUCUUCAAGGAGGCUAACCAAGUGGUACAGUAACCCUUGAGAUGAUUGUCAAACAUACUAGUUGAGUUGAUUUUCUUUCAGAAAAUGUACCGCGGGAUGUAUAUGAACUACAAGUUAAAAUCCGUUCAUAAAUUAUGACAUUAAACUUGUAGACAAAAUCUUGAGCGAAAGUCUUUGAGGUUGACGAAAAAUUGUUCGAAAACCUCCUCAGCUUGGUCGAGAAAUUCCCCCUUUGUUGUUGGUAAAAUUACUGGAAUAGCAAAAAUUACAAGAUAGCGACAUUAAUCUGUACCUGUUAGUAUACUGUAGAAUGUUAAUUAAACAUUAAAAACUCCACAGUUCGAUCAUUACAAAAUACAACAUCAGACAUAAGUUACAAUAAUACUGACAUUGUAUUUAAUUCCUGCAUGUAACUUUACGCAAAGGAGUUUGUCUCUGGGUAUGUUAUGUAAGUUAUGUAACUAGCAUUGGCCAAGAUCACAAUUUUUCUGAGGAUCUUCAUACUCGGUGUCUGAAAUGCCCUUGCAUGCGCAGGUUAAAGUAAGAUUAAGAAUUGCCUCGGGCAUGCGCAAUUAAUUUUACCUUAAAAUAGUUUUAUAUUAUAAUAUAGAAUGAUGUUACAAUUAAGUUGAUAUUAAAUUAAGUUAAUAGAAUAAAUGAAAGUCAAUGAUCUUGGUUUCAAAUAAUAUAAUCAUAAUUUCGGUUUGCAGGUGUUUCCUUCAAAGAUUACGAAACGUUGCUUGGAAAGUCCAUCUACGUUCCAACUGCGGACCUCCUAGGUGCAAUUCCCAACGGUAUAACUUUCUUAAAGAAUAUCUCCAAGGAAUGUUACAACAAAAUCAAACGUCAAAAAAUGGUAAAAGAUCAAUCGUUUUACAGAAACACUGGGCAAUUUUACAAAAGCAUUGCGACAACGACAAACCUCCAUGCUGGAUACGAGAGUAAAUUCACUCUUGGCUUCACCUUAGAUGCGGCGACUAAAAGCAUUAGUGGAAACAACCGUAAAGUGAGUGGAACUUCACUCAAAAUUGUUUCAAAGAAUUACGAGUUGCAGUUUAAACCAAAUUGUCUUUAUGAAUCGGAUCUUCAAGAAAGAGUAUUGAAUGACUUCGCCGCACUACAAACCAGCAUCUCCAUGCCAUGGUACAAAGAUUCAUGGAGAGAUUAUGACGUAUUUCUGCAAACACAUGGCUCACACGUGAUCACAGCAGUCACGUAUGGAGCCAGUAUUAAUCAGCAUGCAUUUGCCAAGGAGUCGUCGAAAUACAAGACCAAGGACUUUACUGCUAAAGCUUGUUUAGCUUUGGCAGGCGACAUAAACACAAUUAUGAAUUUGUCGUUAUCUGCUUGUGCUGGGUUGACAAAAAAAGACGUAAUGAAUAUUACCAAUGCUGAAAUGACGUCAACCAUAACAGUACGAGGUGGAACACUUGAAACCAGAAGCAAGCUACUUUAUGAAAGGACAAAGGAACUUAUCCUCAAGUUCCUUGAAGAAGGCAAAGAGAAUCCUUCACCAAUCGAGUUUAAGCUCACUCCAGUCUGGCAAGUUCUGAACGGUCAAAAACAAGUGAAAAAAGAAAACCCGAAUAGAGCAGCCCAAGCUGCUAACAUGCAAUACUAUUAUGAAGGAUUCCUUAAUUUCGAUUGUCCGUAUAUACCUGCAGGUGAGCGUGGACCAGUCAUACAAAAAUUUGACCAUGCUGAACAUUCCACACCACAACAUCCCGUCUAUCAAUGCUCGCUGGCUCCACCAGGUUGUCAUAGCAACCAAGACUGUCACCAUCGCUUUGGUUUAAAAUGCGCAUGUUACGGAAAAUCUUGCAUACGCCACAAAGACAUAGAGUUGAGUUCUGGAGAAACAAAACCAACAGCCGCGCCGUAUGAAAAUAAAAAUGAUUUUCUAUGGCAGGGAUGCAGAUGGAAGGUGAUUGGAAUCACCUGUGGAUGCAAGGAUGAAAACAAGAAAAGAAGGGUGAUAUUCGAAAAUCUUCAUUUGGAAAAACUUUCUCGGCAUAAUUAA